AUGUCGACAGCAUCAACACGUUCUCGCGGCUUCAGUAGGCGGCUUGAUAGCCAGAGCAGCGAGAAUACAGACCGCCGUUCACGAAAUGUUUCGAUUGCACGAAGGAGAACUAUCAGCUACAAUGAUGCGUACACAUAUGCACUCCGAGUUGCGUAUCUCGCCUAUCUUCUCCAACCAAGAGCCCGUCGUAGACAAAGUGUAGCAGUACCUCGUCCUCGUGCUCAGAAGUCGUCAGUCUCUAUAAUUAGCGACCUAAGUUUGGUUAAAGAUCACAAAAGCACCAGAUUACCUCAUGGGUUUGUGGGUCGACUCGAAAAUCGAUUGACAGGAGUAUUCAAAGGGACUGAAAAGGAGAAAGCGUAUCAGGAUGAGGGAGUGAGGAGAACCUUUGCGGCAUUUUUAAACGAGUUAAGGGAACCAGGUUUCAACAAACGCAUGAGAGAGGAAAGACGUGCAGAGCCUCUAGUUUUAAUAUUUUUCUCCAAUGCUACAAAGGAACUAUCUAAAGGCCAAUCCCCCGAUGAUAUAAGCUGGAAGCUCAUGGUUGAUCGGCAUGUUGCUCUAUUCGUGAGAAUCAUCAUCCUUAUUCUCAGAGAUCAUGGCUGGGACAAGGAUAGACCUGAACUCGCUAGCCAGCUCUCUGUCUUGGAAGUCAAAUUGCUUGCGCAUGAUCAGGAUCUCGCACAGGCUUCUCAAAAGGAUGGAGGAAGUGCGACUACUGAACUUGCACCACUAUCUUAUAACGUCGACGAUAUGCCAUUAGUCCAAGUCGUGGUGAAGGUGUUCGGGCUUAGGAAUUCGCAAGUCCAGUCGGAUAUCAACAAGUAUAAAGAUGUAUGGACGGCAAAGGCAGCAAUGCAGGACCUCAAAACGUAUCAGGUUCAGCUCAACUUAAAUACCAGAAGAACGCUAUCCAACGACGACUUUGAUUCAAACGAUGCUUUUGAAGCCUGGAAAAAAGCCGAAGCUGGUGACCUCUCUCAAAUGAUGUUCUCUAUAAUGCAAUCUAACCCAGAGACCAAAACAAGCACAUCUGGUAGCACCCUUCCUUAUCUGAGUACCAGAUCUAGCGACCUUGCUACCAUAGAUUCAGGAUACUCUGAGCCGUCUGAAGUUUGCUCUGUCGAUGCUUUGUCCCUAGCUGACUCAUCCAAUGAUUACUCUGAUGACCAUAAUUUAUACACCUUCAUUCCGCCGGAUGUCAGGUCUUAUUACCGCUUCAUACUCCUCCAAAUUGUUAACCAUGAGCUGCAGAACAGAAAAACCAACGUGUCUGAAGGAAAAGCUGAAGGACACACCACCACCCUUCUUUCCAAACAAUCUAUGGAUCUGCUUAACGAAAUAAGUCUCCGCUGGCGAAUACCACCGUCUACCCGCGCUGUCUUGUUUCUUGAUGUUUUCCGAGAAAAAUAUGUCGAGCAAGAGAUUGACCUUGACACGUUAGACUCCGCAUUCGUUUUUGUGAACCAACCACCAGUAGAAAAAUCGAGGCGUAGUAGCUUCAUCCCAGCCUUGACUGCGAGCAGAGAGAACUGGACGCGGGCCGACUUCGGUGUAAUGACGCACCUACUCUCCUCUCUUCAUGAGGCUCUCCUUCGACAACUCUACGAGACGAUGAUGCAUUGCUAUGACACCAAAGUCCCUCCUAUAGGAUCGGUCAUGUACAUCCUGGAAAAUCACGUCGAGGCGGAUCCCAACUUUAUUUCCAAGUCGGAGGAUCACGAAGAGUUUCGUUCCCAUGUACAUAACGGACUGGUGGAAAAGGCAAAGGAGGUAUACCAAGAACACCUCGACAAGGAAAUUCCUCCUAAUACAGAUGUGUGGGAGUUUUAUCAUGUAAUGCAACUCGGGAAAGCUGUCAUGAAGCUUGUCCAACGGAUACAGAAGAGAUAUAAAAAUAAUCCUGAAAUUAUGGGUGUGAAUCCCUCACCUAUCCUAAUUAAAUGCGUUCUUCCUAUGUAUGCGGAAGACGCGCGGGAUAUCAUUGCUAGGGUUAUACAACAAGCCAAGGAUAAGAAUGAAGAAAUUGGAAUACAGGACGGGUUUGAUCUGUACAAAGAAUUGGCAGAAAUUCGGCAAUUUUAUGUAUCGACACUUCCCGGUGACCCGUUCCCCAUUCCAAUUGAGAGGCUUCUGGUUGACUUCGUUUGGCGUUGGAUUCGAAUGACUGAUGAGAAGGUUGUGGAUUGGGUAAACCAGGCCAUUAAACAAGAUGACUUCAAAGUCCGGACUGAAUUGCCGAGUGACAUACCAUCAGAAGAGCAACGGCACAGCGUGUCAGUAAUCGAUAUAUUCCGGUUCUUGAACGAAUUUAUCAAUCCGAUUGUACAACUGAACUGGAACGACGAAGUGGGAUAUGCCAAGUUUAUGACUGCCAUUUCAAAAUCGAUCGGGGCAGGUGUCGCGAGGUAUUGCGAGGUUCUUGAACAAAUGUUUAGUAGGGAAAUGGAUCGCCUUACCCCGGAACAGGAAUCGUCUUUGUCGCGAUCCCGACAGGAGAAAUGGAUGCAAAUGGCCAAAGAGGCGUGGAACAGCAAGGAGAAAAUCGAACCGUUUCAAUUCUUCCCAGAGUCCUUUGUGAAACUGAAUAAUAUUGAAUACGCACUUCAUCAGCUUGAUAAGCUCGAAAGAGACAUAAAUGUUGAUGCUUGCGCAGACAUACUUGCAAAGAAUGCUCCUCCUUCCUUAAAACACCCGAGGAAGACCACGAACUAUGUUUUCACGGUCAAAAUUGUUGAGGCAGAAGAUCUGAAGGGAUGUGACAUGGAUGGCCUUAGUGACCCAUAUGUUUCUUUGGCCGAUGAGUCGCAGCGUAUAUUUAAGACCCGCAUUAUUUAUGACAAUCUAAAUCCCCGAUGGGAUGAUACUGUCGAUAUCAUUACUAAGGGACCUCAGAACAUCAUCGCUACAGUCUGGGAUUGGGAUGCCGUCGGAAGUCACGACUACAUGGGACGUACUUCUCUCAAACUUGAUCCGGCUCACUUUGCGGACUUUGUCCCUCGAGAGUACUGGCUAGAUUUGGAUACGCAAGGUCGAAUUUUGCUCCGUGUCAGUAUGGAAGGCGAACGAGAUGAUAUUCAGUUCUAUUUUGGUAAGGCGUUCCGUACUGUAAAGCGAGCAGAGCGGGAGAUGACCCGUAAAACAACAGAAAAGCUUUCUGCCUACAUCAACCACUGUCUUUCUCGCCGCGCUCUCAAAGCGUUGCUGUCAAAAGGUAUCACGAUGUCUACAGUUUCUAGUUAUUUCAAUAGAAACCGAGCACCGACUGCUUCAGGUCCCACCCAGGCGGAAAUUGAGGGCGCCCUAGAUACACUCUUCACAUACUUUGAUGACAACUUUUCAAUCAUGAACCAAACGUUAACUGCAGAGGCCAUGAGAACAGUCAUGGCCCGUUUAUGGAAAGAAGUGCUGGUAACUGUGGAGAGUUUAUUGGUCCCUCCACUUUCAGACAAGCCUUCCAACCAACGGCCCCUCACUCAGCAAGAAGUGGAUGUAGUAUCUCGCUGGCUCCUUUUGCUCCUCAACUUUUUCAAUGCAGUGGACGAAGAAACGGGAGAAGCAAACGGCGUACCCAUGGAUAUUCUCAAGUCUCCCAAAUAUCACGAAAUCCAAAGUCUCUUCUUCUUCUACUUCGAGCCCACCGAUAACUUAAUCCGAACAUCUGAACGGAUGGCAUCCGCAACAUCAGCACGACACCAGGCGAACAGAAACCGAUUUUCCGCCCCGCCUUCCAUUUUGAGUCCGUUCUCUGCAAUUGGUGGUGCUGCCGGCAUCCCGUCCGCCCGCCGGUCGAAGAGUAUCAUGUUAUCCCGUAACCUGGGCACGAUGAAGAAAGCCAAGCAGGAAAAAUGGCGAGAGGCACAAGCAGAGCCGAAUGAUGAUAUGAUCCUGCGAAUUCUACGGAUGCGGCCGGAGGCACAUGCGUAUAUUCGUGAUCGCAGUCGGCAGAAGGAGAGACUCGCCACGGCUGCUGCUGCGGAUCUAAUCGUCAAACAAAGCUUAAUGGCCGGCAAUGGAGGUCGGAUGGCUAGUAUAUUGCCGCGACGGUAA
This is a messenger RNA of Paracoccidioides brasiliensis Pb18, 4050 nucleotides long. RefSeq lists its product as uncharacterized. The transcript is spliced from 5 exons. Bases 1 to 4050 code for a protein of 1349 amino acids. The record is from RefSeq and is a predicted model, not a curated record.